Molecule: messenger RNA, 1301 nt
Organism: Lolium perenne
Lineage: Eukaryota; Viridiplantae; Streptophyta; Magnoliopsida; Poales; Poaceae
Product: homeobox-leucine zipper protein HOX2
Biological process (GO): regulation of DNA-templated transcription
Molecular function (GO): DNA-binding transcription factor activity, RNA polymerase II-specific; sequence-specific DNA binding
Source: RefSeq, a predicted model, not a curated record
AGUUCGACCUCUCUCAAUCGACAAAACCAACAGAAAAUUUAAUUCUAGCUUGAAUUGCCAUGUCUAGCCUCACGACCAUCAGCAGUGGCAUGGGGGAGUCGCUGGAAGUGGAGGAACUCGUCGACACAAGCCUGUCCCUCUCCCUGACCGCUACCGCUGGACGCCGACCGCCACCGCCAGUGCAGGCGCUGCUUCCAGCAUCACCACCACCAGAAAAUGAAGCAGUGGCGGCGGGUAGGAGGAGGAAGGUACCAGACACUGGUACAGUUGGUUCCACGGCAACUACAAGGCAACACCGCAAGAGGGGUAGAAUGGUCCGUGGCGGCAGCGACGUCAACCAAAGGGACGCGCUUGGUGGCGGCACGAGGAAGAAGCUCCGGCUCACCGGCGAGCAGGCAGCGCUAAUGGAGAAAAGCUUCCGCGCGCACAACGUGCUGUCCCAUGAUGAGAAGCAUGAUCUAGCGCGGCGGCUCGGGCUGAAGCCGAGGCAGGUGGAGGUGUGGUUCCAGAACAGGAGGGCACGGACGAAGCUCAAACAGACGGAGGUCGACUGCGAGCUGCUGCGCCGCUGGUGCGAGCAUCUCAGUGAAGAAAACGAGCGGCUCCGGCGAGAACUCGCCAAGGCGCGCUCAUCCUCGUCGUCGGCCUUCUUGCCCGAGCUCACGGCCGCCACGACGGUCAACACAUCAUGCCAGUCCUGCAACAAACCCGCCGGCGGCUGGCCUGGGCUCGGCCUAAUAAAUCGAGAUUAACUAUACUGUCGUGGAAGUGCUUUGUCAUUUGUUAAGAACAGCAAAAUCUUUAGUCAAAUACUGUAUAGGACACACGGGAUACAUGAUUAUAUAGUCAGUUAGGGACUUACCUUUAGAUGGAUGUGUGAAGAUCGAUAUGAAUGUUUUGGUGGAUGAACAUCACUAUUCAGAAAUGUUCUCAUCAGAAAAUUUCAUUUGAUAGCCAGCACAACACCUGACAAAAAUCGAAAGGUCUCGACCUACCCUAUUGGCCGCCCUUGUGGUCGGAGGGGUGGGGACCCCACUGGAGGUCCUCAAAUUUAAGGAUUUGUCAAUAGGCCGCGGCGGUGUGGUAGUGAUGGCCGGUGGUGAUGUGCGGACCAAGAAUUAGGUGUCCACGGUGUUGAGGGGGCAUCCAAUCGUUUGGUCAGUACUCUUUUGUAGUGGUGUAAGUAGUCACGUCUUCGUGUUUUGCAUGUAGUCUACGUGUCUUUGUUUGUUGGUUUCUUGUCUGACCGGUGAGGUUUCGGCCUCAUCACGGUGUUAGUGAGAUUAUGUCUCAUUGGAUCA